Molecule: messenger RNA, 1412 nt
Organism: Nematolebias whitei (Rio pearlfish)
Lineage: Eukaryota; Metazoa; Chordata; Actinopteri; Cyprinodontiformes; Rivulidae
Gene: b4galt3
Product: UDP-Gal:betaGlcNAc beta 1,4- galactosyltransferase, polypeptide 3
Exons: 6
Coding region: 1-1284 (427 amino acids)
Biological process (GO): carbohydrate metabolic process; galactosylceramide biosynthetic process
Molecular function (GO): glycosyltransferase activity
Source: RefSeq, a predicted model, not a curated record
AUGGCUUGUUGCGGGCGCUCUCUCGACUCCCCAUGCACUCUAGCCUUGCUCGUAGGCUUCCAGUUCGCCUUUGUGCUCUACUUUUCCCUGGGUGGCUUCAGAGGUCUGGUGUCUGUCCUGGUGCACACCACAGAGCCUGAGUUUGAUUAUUCUCGACCUCAUGAUGUCUACACCAACCUCAGUCAUCUAGGAGCCCCAUCUCCUCUACAUCGGAACUCCAGCACUGGACUUCCAGCUUCAGGACAACCUCUGAAAGACUGCCCGAUCCCGUCCCCCCUGUUGGUUGGACCUGUGUCAGCCCAUCUUUCCUCUCCUCUGUCUUUGGAGGAGAUCAGACAGAGAAACCCAUUAGUGUUGCCCGGCGGGCGCUAUCGGCCUCCAGACUGUGAAUCCAAACACCACACUGCAAUCGUGGUACCGUAUCGGAAUCGACUACACCAUCUUCGUGCCCUUCUUUACCACCUCCAUCCCUUCCUGCAGAGACAACAGAUUCACUACAGCAUCUACAUUGUCCAGCAGUGGGGAAAUGGUACCUUUAACCGAGCUAAACUGCUGAAUGUUGGCGUGCGUGAGGCUCUCAGAGAUGAAGACUGGAGCUGCAUUUUCCUUCAUGAUGUUGACCUGCUGCCUGAGAAUGACCACAACACCUACACCUGUCACAAGCAGUUCCCCACACACCUGUCUGUGGCCAUGGACAAAUUCAGAUACAGGCUGCCGUACCCACAGUAUUUUGGAGGGGUUUCUGCAGUGACUCCAGAUCAGUACAUGAAGAUGAAUGGCUUUCCUAACCAGUACUGGGGCUGGGGUGGAGAAGAUGAUGACAUUGCUGCCAGAGUGCGGCUGUCUGGCAUGAAGAUUGUGCGCCCCCCAGUGGCAAUUGGCCACUACAAGAUGAUCAAGCAUAAAGGAGACAAGGGCAACGAGCAAAACCCACGCAGAUUUGAUCUUCUGAAAAGGACCAGACUGAACUGGCACGCUGAUGGCCUCAGUUCUCUCACCUAUGAGCUGCUCUCCAAAGAGCUGGAGCCGCUCUACACCAACCUGACCGUCAACAUCGGAGAAGACCCUCGUCUAACCCAGGGCAAAGCUCCCGCGGCUGUGAAAGCAACGCCUGUCCACCCACGUAGCACCAGCAUCAUCAAAGGCACAGCGAAACAAGACGAGAGGCUAGAAGACAGCGUGGCGACAAACAACACUGUGGUCAAGCUGUCCGGGGACAACAGAAACCCUGUCCAAUCAAAAACAGCAAAUCAAACACGAGGGCAGACUGGAAUGGUGAAAUAAGAGGUAUCCAGAAAAGAGCUUGGCAGUAGUAGUUUAAAGUUGCUUCCUCAUUCGUUUUGAUCUGAAAGACAAAAUGAUGGAAAGCUUCUUAGAUCUGUUGGGAGUAGUUCUGCACUGGAUGAAAAGAU